Messenger RNA from Harpia harpyja (harpy eagle), 3758 nucleotides. RefSeq names its product ELOVL fatty acid elongase 2 (gene ELOVL2). Gene Ontology annotation, biological process: very long-chain fatty acid biosynthetic process; fatty acid elongation, polyunsaturated fatty acid; fatty acid elongation, monounsaturated fatty acid. The transcript is spliced from 8 exons. Bases 199 to 1092 code for a protein of 297 amino acids. Lineage: Eukaryota; Metazoa; Chordata; Aves; Accipitriformes; Accipitridae. Gene Ontology annotation, cellular component: endoplasmic reticulum; endoplasmic reticulum membrane. The record is from RefSeq and is a predicted model, not a curated record. Gene Ontology annotation, molecular function: fatty acid elongase activity.
CGGCAGCGGGGAGGCUUCGGGGAGCGGGGAGCGGGCAGCCGGCCCUCCCGCCCCGUGGCCGCGGCGGGGGCGGGCGCGGCGGCGCCGGGGAGGAGGCGGCGCCUUAUAGGGCGGUGGCGGCGGGCAGGGCCGGCAGAGCCGAGCCGAGCCGGGCCGGGCCGCCCCGUACCCUGGACAGCGCCUGCCGCCGCCGCCGCCAUGGAGCACCUGAAAGCUUUUGACCGGGAAGUAAAUGCAUUUGUGGACUAUAUGUUUGGACCUCGAGAUGCCAGGGUCAGAGGAUGGUUCCUUUUGGACUCUUACCUUCCCACAUUUUUCCUUACUGGAGCAUACCUACUCUGCAUAUGGCUGGGCAACAAGUUCAUGAAGGACAGGCCUCCUUUCUCGCUCAGGGCUCACCUCAUUGUAUAUAACCUUGGGAUUACACUGCUCUCCUUGUACAUGCUUAUAGAGCUCAUCCUUGCCACAUGGGAAGGAGGCUACAACUUGCAGUGCCAGAACCUCCACAGCGCCGGGGAGGCUGACAUCCGGGUAGCCAAGGUGCUGUGGUGGUAUUAUUUUUCCAAAGUAAUUGAAUUCACGGACACUAUCUUCUUUGUACUGAGAAAGAAAAGCAGCCAGAUCACCUUCCUUCACGUGUAUCACCAUGCCACUAUGUUUAACAUUUGGUGGUGUGUUCUGAACUGGAUACCUUGUGGGCAAAGUUUCUUUGGACCCACUUUGAAUAGCUUUAUCCAUGUGCUUAUGUAUUCUUAUUAUGGACUGUCAGUCAUCCCUUCUAUGCGCAAGUAUCUCUGGUGGAAGAAAUACCUCACUCAGGCACAAUUGAUUCAGUUUCUGCUCACUAUUGUGCAUACACUUAGUGCAGCUGUGAAGCCGUGUGGAUUCCCAUUUGGCUGCCUCAUGUUCCAGUCCUCCUACAUGGCCACACUGGUCAUUCUCUUCAUAAACUUCUACAUUAAGACAUACCGGAAAACACCUUCAAGAACAGCUAUAAAGGAAACCCCUAUCACAAUGGAAAUCAAGAACGGUUUCCAUAAGGACUACUUUGCUGCUGCCAAUGGAUUCCUGAACAAUAAGAAAGCACAAUAAGUAUAGUAUUUCCUAUGAUUUUUUUUCUAAAAAAAAAAAGAAGAAAAAAAGACGGAAUUACAAGCUUUAGCUUAAAAUCUGUUUGAUUACAUUUAUCAGUUCUUUGUACCAGACACUUAUUAAUGUACUGCUAUUUAGGUUUUAACCAAACGAGUAGAAUUACUUGUCCUGUCGAAGAUCACCAUCGGAACAAAGGCGGCCAAGAUCUUUCUCAUAUGAAAAAGCAAACCUUUCUGAUCUCUAAUGCUGACGACAUAAAAACGCCUUAUAAAACACUUGAUGGAUAAACCCAUCAAUGCCUUCAACAGGUUAGGACUCUGUUCAGACUAACACAGUGAGCACGUUCUGUGUGUGCAAGAGGUCUUGAGGCAAGGCUUCACAGUGCACCCAACACUUUCAGCUAAACUGUGGCCAAGGUCGGGAAAAGGAAGGGGGGGCGGGGGGGGGGGGAAUUGAGAAUCAUACCUUUUCCAACACCAUACCCCUCUGCUUCUUCCUAGCCGUUCCCCAAAGCACGCUCCCUCCCAUAGACACCAGUGGUAUGUAGAAUACAUGGUAUUACAUGAUGAUACGGGGUUUUGAGCUCUAGUCAGAGCAAAACAAGUCACUUUGGAUGUGCUAAAUUAAUAGGAGUUCUGAGUAAAUAGAUUUUGAAAGAAAUAAGAGCUCAACAACUUAAUGAAGAUAUAUCCUUUGAGUGUAAAUGUGCACAAAGUUAAUCCUAUACAACCACUGCUAAUUUGAAGCAAACUGACAUGCCACAUACUAACAGACUGGAAGACAUAGAAAGUCUUAAAAGUGAAUUCAGCUAUGAGCAAAGCACGUUAUAUAGGAAUUUCUGUGCUAGGUGAGCCUUAUUCAGACUGGUCUCUGACUGGAGAAACAGAUGGGACUGAGGCACAAUCCUCUGUAGGGAAAGCAAGGAGAUAUUUGCUGUCUGCAGCUGUAAUGGUGUGUGUCUCACAAUAGCCAGUCACGAUCUUCUCUGCUUCAGUUAGCUGCAUUUACCUCCCAUUUAAAUGGUUAGAAAGGAAGAAUACCCAAGGUUAGCUUUGGGGAUCUGCCCUCGCCCUUUUCUCAUUUAGCCCCUUUCAAAAUCUCUACUAAAAAGUGGACACAGACUUUUUUCUCUCCCUUUUUCACAAUUAAAUGGUUCUGGUCUCUUCCAGUCCAGCGUGUACAAAUUCUCUCAAUAAAACCACCUUUUGGAGUUGCCCCAGCCCAGCCAGCGCAGAGGGACCAAAGCAGCCACGGAGGGCCCACAUGGAGAGGAGGCUGUCCCAAAUCCUGCUCCUCCAACUGUUCUCCAUCUCCCCUCUAGAUGAUCUGUCGUCAGGAUGUCUCGGAGGCUGCAGGUGGAAAGGCAGAAAGGUUUGUCCCAGAGAGCGGUGGGGGUGCAGGGCAGCCAGCCUCACCAGGAGCAGCCGGAGAGACCGCAGCCACGAGGGCUCGUGGAUAAGAAGGAAAGGGGCUGAGGAAGUGGUACAGUACAGGGGAAGAACAGACGGGUUUGUCCAGCAAAAGCAAGAGGAAAAAAUGGCAUGGAGAAGGGUGUCUCGAGUCAGAGUUCAGUCUGAAUUUGUGCUUGAAAGUCCCAUUGGAUCCCAUCUGUCUCCAGCCAGUUCCAGCUCUGUUACAAUGUGGACAAAACCUUUCUGCUCCAGCAGAAAACUGAAAUCCCCAAAAUGCUGCAGCACAAACAGUACUUUUGAGCGGCCUGGCUGCUAAACUGCAUCACCGUGAACUGGGCAACCAAAAUAACUGCAAUAUUCAAACACUUUUACAUCACCACCACAGACAGGCAUCUAACUGGUGUGUAUUCACAUUUGCUCCCUCUUCAUGAAGGUGGCCACAGGGAAAGGCAGUGUUUUGCUCUAUUUAACAUUCAAUAAGGAGGGAAGGCAGCAACCAAAAAAACCCAAACCCAAACCACCCUCAGUUACAAAGCCUGGAUGCUCUGUGCAUAUAUUAGUUCUCAGUGGCCCUUCCAGAACCUUUGCUUUGCAGAUCUUUCUGGUUGAUACUGUAAAACUCACAAGUUAUAAGAAAUUAGUGGGUUUGACUGAAGGUGGUGUACAUGGUCCUAAGGAAGAGCUUCAGAGCUCUGCAGACAUCAGAUUGAUACUGGAAACCAGGGUAAAGGCAGAGGGAAUCGGAAGAGCUGACAAGAUAUCACACAAGACAACUAGCUGAACCAUGCAUCUGAGGCAGGCAACAAAAUGGUUGCAUGGCCCAGUGUGGAUUUUAGGCCGAGUGGAGUCCAUAACCUUUUGAUGGCAAAGCAUGCAUUUGACUAUCAAGGUGGACAGCGUCAGCGUGCUAAAUGUUAAAGUUUACUACAGCAACCAAACCCACGGAUACUGUCUUUUGUUUUGUUGAAACCUCAUUCAAAAGAAAAAGAAAAAAAAAGAAAUAAAUAAAUGCCUUACUUGAAACUCAAAGGGCUGGGGAAAAAAAAAAAAAAAGAAGAAAAAAAAAAGGAAAAAAACAAGACAGUCUCACCUUGCAGAUCCAACCAGGAAGCCUGGAAUCAGGUAUGUUUAAAAGUCUUCAGAUCUGUCUUAACAUCUUCAAAAUGCUGCAACUUUGAAGAAAGAGAAGCAUUGACUUUUUAAACUGAUUUUCCUGUAAUACAUAACACUGUAAAUAAACAAAUUUUACUAUCA